GCGAGUUUCGCAGUCAACUUCAGGCCAAUCGCGAAUAGGCCUUUGUGUUUUGCUCUGCAUUUUCUACAAUUUUCCCGAGGAAAAGUGAGGAAUGUCUCGUGCAUCUCUAUCAGCCUUUCAUGCGGCCAGUGGCACUGGCAAGUUCUACGAGAGAUCCGCCAAAACUAUCAGAUUCGUGAGAUAUGGAUGCGCUAACCGGCCUUUCUUUCACAUUGUGGUUAUGGAGCGCCGCAAGAAUCAACACGAAGCCCCAAUCGAGCAAGUGGGCACUUACGACCCUUUGCCCAAUCAGUACAAUCAACAGCUCGUGUCGAUGAACGUGGAGAGAAUAAGGCACUGGAUUGGGAGUGGAUCUCACCUAUCGACUCCUGUGGCUGAACUCCUGGGGUUAUCUGGUCUCUUGCCAAUUCACCCACGAGCCUACAUCACUGCGUGGAGGAAUCGCAAAGCAUUGGCCAAAGCCGAGGAGGAGAAGAAAGCCCAGGAAAAUAACACCUUGGAAAACACACCGAAAGAGUGACUCUCUGCGUCAAUACUUUUCAAGUAGGAAAAUAGGAAUAAAUAACAUUACAAAUU
Molecule: messenger RNA, 576 nt
Organism: Phlebotomus argentipes
Lineage: Eukaryota; Metazoa; Arthropoda; Insecta; Diptera; Psychodidae
Gene: mRpS16
Product: small ribosomal subunit protein bS16m
Exons: 2
Coding region: 92-520 (142 amino acids)
Biological process (GO): mitochondrial translation
Cellular component (GO): mitochondrial small ribosomal subunit; ribosome
Molecular function (GO): structural constituent of ribosome
Source: RefSeq, a predicted model, not a curated record